CGCAGGCUUGCAACUUGACGUUAAACGACAGUGGAGAACGGAAAAGCCGCAGUUUCAGAAAAUGGAGCUGCUGUCAACACCCCACAACAUCAAAAUCACCAACAUUACCUGCGAUUCGUUUAAGAUCUGCUGGGACACUGAUGUGAAAGACAGGGAGCGAAUCACACAUUACUUUGUUGACCUCAACAAGAAAGAAAACAAGGAUUCCAACAAAUUCAAGCACAGGGAUGUCCCUACCAAACUGGUGGCCAAAGCUGUGGCACUACCGAUGACAGUGCGAGGACAUUGGUUCCUGAGCCCCCGCACAGAGUACAGCGUCGCGGUCCAGGUUGCCAUCAAGCAGAGCGACGGAGAAUACCUUGUGUCUGACUGGAGUGAGGUUGUGGAGUUCUGCACUGGAGAUUAUUCUACUGCCCAUUUGAAACAAUUGUUGGAGAAGGCGGAAGCGAUUGCGGGACGGAUGCUGAGAUUCUCAGUCUUCUAUCGGAACCAUCACGAGGAAUAUUUUGAAUACAUAAGGACGCACCACAACGGGGUCAUGCAGCCCUACCUGAAGGACAGCAGCGGCAGCCACGGCUCGCCAGUGAACGGCACGCUGUAUGGAGUCUUCUUCAGCUGCAACACCGAGUUCAACACUGGCGAGCCGCAGAUGGACUCACCAUAUGGUCGGCUGCGGUUCCGAGUGGAUGCCGAGAAGCUCUUCAAUCCCGGCACUAACCUGUACUUUGCUGAUCUCUAUUGCAUGUAUACCGCCUACCACUACGUCAUCCUGGUGCUGGCACCCAAGGGUUCCGCCGGCGACCUGUUCUGCCGCGAACGGCUCCCUCUGCUGGACAGCGCAAACAACCCCUUCCUGACCUGCACCCAGGACCCUGAAGGCCGGCUGGUCUUCCACCACGCCCAGGACCUCAUCUUGGAACUGAUUUACACCCAGCCGCUCAGCCUGUCCCUGGGCACCCUCGGUGAGAUCGGCGGCCACCAGCUUAUGAGCCUCUCCACCGCUAAUGCCAAGAAGGACCCCAGUUGCAAGACCUGCAACAUCAGCGUCGGACGUUAG
Messenger RNA from Hemiscyllium ocellatum (epaulette shark), 1057 nucleotides. Its product is annotated as phytanoyl-CoA hydroxylase-interacting protein-like. Bases 62 to 1057 code for a protein of 331 amino acids. NCBI's taxonomy places the organism in Eukaryota, Metazoa, Chordata, Chondrichthyes, Orectolobiformes, Hemiscylliidae. The transcript is spliced from 5 exons. Gene Ontology annotation, cellular component: cytoplasm. Gene Ontology annotation, molecular function: protein binding. The record is from RefSeq and is a predicted model, not a curated record.